Messenger RNA from Saccostrea cuccullata (small rock oyster), 489 nucleotides. RefSeq lists its product as uncharacterized. The annotation marks the transcript as partial. The transcript has 4 exons. Lineage: Eukaryota; Metazoa; Mollusca; Bivalvia; Ostreida; Ostreidae. The record is from RefSeq and is a predicted model, not a curated record.
UAUCUUCUAGCGUUUUAAUCUACCAGUAACCUUUUAACGAAACGAAAGUAGAGUUUAAAUAUUGGGACAUGAAAAAGAAGUUUGGAAAAGAACAAAAGAAAAUGUUAAAAAUGUGGAGGAUAUUUGCAAUCUGCUUUAAUCUGGUGUUUGCAACAACGGAUUACGAAUGCCCCUCAGCCAUUCCAACAUUAAGUGCUGUCAAAAGAUGUCCUGGAAAUAGAACAGAAUGGAUCCAAGCAUCAAAUCAGAAGAAAUGUUCUUUUAUCAAACAGAAUUGUUCAUCAGAAUCAGACUUUCAGUAUCACUGUUUGUUAAAUCAAAAAGCAGAUGGUUUUGUUGAAGUCUGCCUGCCAGUGCGUCUAAUAGUCGGACACUUUUGCCCAUUUUAUGACUCCGAGAAAGCAAGAGUCGACAAUCACUACACCAUACCGUGUCAAGAUCAUAAAGUGAAUUGUCCGCAACAUUAUCGUUCAAAUGAAGCCUAUAAAU